Molecule: messenger RNA, 1296 nt
Organism: Microthlaspi erraticum
Lineage: Eukaryota; Viridiplantae; Streptophyta; Magnoliopsida; Brassicales; Brassicaceae
Source: the annotation of a GenBank genome assembly
AUGUAUAUUGCCUUGGUCUUUGCUGGAUUUUCAGGGGUUAGCAUAGGUUUGGGCGUGUUGCUCGUAGGACUAAGAUUCUGGCUGUACAAAUAUGUCAAGAGGCAUAGAAAGCUGAGGCUCAGGAGGCAGUUGUUUAAGCGUAACGGAGGUCUUCUAUUACAGCAACAGUUGACUUCAAGGGAAGACAGAUCUGUGGAGAAAACAGUUAUUUUCACCUCCAAAGAAAUAGAGAAAGCCACAGAAAACUUCAGCUCGGAUAGGAUCCUUGGCCAAGGUGGACAAGGAACCGUGUAUAAGGGAAUGCUCCCUGACGGUCGGAUCGUCGCAGUAAAGAAGGCAAAGGCCGUGGACAAAGAUCAAGUGGCAGAGUUCAUAAACGAGGUCGUGGUUCUCACACAAAUAAACCACCGCAACAUCGUGAGUAUAUUUGGAUUUUGCCUGGAGACGGAAGUCCCUGUUUUGGUCUAUGAAUAUAUCCCCAACGGGAAUGUUUUCGAGCUUCUCCACGGUGAUGUUGAAGGUGGUCACACGGCUGCUAAUUGGGAACUACGAUGGGACAUUGCCAAAGACACCGCCCAUGCUCUUGGUUACCUUCAUUCGUCUGUGACGUGUCCCAUUUACCACAAGGAUGUCAAAACCGCAAACAUAAUGCUUGACCACAAGCAUCGUGCUAAGCUGGCGGACUUUGGAACUUCUCGAGUUAUCUCCGUGGACGACACCCACCUGACCACACCUGUGGUCUCAGGUACUCCCGGAUACCUUGACCCGGAGUACCACCAGUCCAGCCAGUACACGGACAGGAGUGACGUCUAUAGUUACGGUGUGGUUCUUGCUGAGCUCCUCACUGGAGAAGAACCUUACAUCCUCCAACCGCCGCCUCAACAUCCCAAGAAAUUAGCAAUAAACUUCCUCCGUGACAUGAAAGAGAAGCCACUUUUGGACAUCAUCGAUCCCCGAAUCAGAGACGACUGCGCUUUGGAUCAGGUCAAGGUUAUGGCCAAGAUUGCGAGGCUGUGUCUGAAUCGUAAAGGGGAGAAACGACCAACCAUGAGCAGUAUUAUAAUGGAGCUGGAGAGGAUUGGUUCCUCGCAUGGAGAUUCACAGGCACACCACAUACUGGAAACUGACGACGACGAAGACGAUGACGAGGAGCAAGCGGUCCAAGUUAGAGAAUCCUUCAACAUUGACGUGGCUUCCACUUCAGCAACCCAACCGGUCCAAGGUAGGGAAUCCUUCAACAUUGACGUGGCUUCAACUUCUGCAACUCAACCCAUGUUUCCUCGGCAAACAUAUUGA